CCGCGCGCGCGAGCGCGCUCAGGAAGCCGGGUGGCUGUGACCCCCCUCCUGGGCCUCUUUCCCCCUCCUUCCUGCCCUCGUUCCCCCACCUUCUUCCUCUCCUUCUCGCUCCGCCACCCGCGCCCGGGGCAUCUACUCCCUCCCCACGUCACUCGCCAGCGCGCCAUGCAAAUCACCGCCGCCGCCAACUCCCAUUGGCCGCAGCGCGCUCAUUUAAUGGCAGCCCGGGCCCGGCGUAUGGCUGCUGGGCCCCGCGCACCGCCAGCCCCGCGUGCGCCUCCGCUCUAAGCGCACCGCCCCAGGCAGGCAGCGGGCAGCCCGUCCCGGGUUCAGCGGCCCCGCUCUCCGGCGCUCCUUGCACGCCCGCGCUGCCCCUGACCCCCUCCCUGACUGGCCCGCGCUUGCCCCCUCCGGGGCCCCCUCAAACCCUCCCCCCGGCAGCCGGCUCCCCCCCGGGCACCAGGGACCGGCACAUGCCCAGAGCACGCGGCGCAUCGCACCGCUAGAAGUUGCUGCCCCGAGUUGGAGGGCGCUGAACGGCGUGCGCCAGAGACCGAGGCGGCGGCGGUGAGGAGACAGCGACCCCCGGGCCGGGCCCAGCGCAGCGCUUCCGGCCAGGAAAGUGGAGCUGCAACUUGGGCACCACAGCACCUGUUUGCUCAGCUCCGCCAAGGGUGACUGGGUGGCGGCGGUGGCGGCGGCGGCGGCGGCGAGAGCGACCCCGGCCGGCGGCCUCUUUGGCAAGUGGUUUGUGCACGAGGAGAAACUUUACACCUGCUAGCCGGACCGGCGCUGAGCGCGUGUGCUUUGGCCUCUUUCUGUUGUUGCUGCCACCCCACCCCCAUUCUUCCUGCAUCCCCCCCACCCCUGGCCCUCUCCGCUUCAGCUGUCUAUGUGCCAGGGCCUCCGCGCGCGGCGCCGGUGAAGCGCGAGCCGCCCCAAUGUACAGCAUGAUGAUGGAGACUGACCUGCACUCGCCCGGCAGUGCCCCAGCCCCCACGAACCUCUCGGGCCCUGCCGGGGCGGGCGGCGGCGGCGGCGGCGGGGGCGGAGGAGGGGGCGCCAAGGCCAACCAGGACCGCGUCAAGCGGCCCAUGAAUGCCUUCAUGGUGUGGUCGCGCGGGCAGCGGCGCAAGAUGGCACAGGAGAACCCCAAGAUGCACAACUCGGAGAUCAGCAAGCGCCUGGGGGCUGAGUGGAAGGUCAUGUCCGAGGCCGAGAAGCGGCCGUUCAUCGACGAGGCCAAGCGGCUGCGCGCGCUGCACAUGAAGGAGCACCCAGACUACAAGUACCGGCCGCGCCGCAAGACCAAGACGCUGCUCAAGAAGGACAAGUACUCGCUGGCCGGCGGGCUGCUGGCUGCCGGAGCGGGCGGCGGCGGCGCGGCUGUGGCCAUGGGCGUGGGCGUGGGCGCAGCAGCGGUGGGCCAGCGCCUGGAGAGCCCGGGCGGCGCGGCGGGCGGCGGCUACGCGCACGUCAACGGCUGGGCCAACGGUGCCUACCCGGGCUCGGUGGCGGCGGCGGCGGCCGCGGCCAUGAUGCAGGAGGCACAGCUGGCCUACGGGCAGCACCCGGGCGCGGGAGGCGCGCACCCGCACGCGCACCCCGCGCAUCCGCACCCUCACCAUCCGCACGCGCACCCGCACAACCCGCAGCCCAUGCACCGCUACGACAUGGGCGCGCUGCAAUACAGUCCCAUCUCCAACUCGCAGGGCUACAUGGGCGCAUCGCCCUCGGGCUACGCCGGGCUCCCCUACGCCGCCGCCGCCGCCGCCGCAGGAGGCGCGCACCAGAACUCCGCCGUGGCGGCGGCGGCGGCGGCGGCGGCCGCAUCGUCGGGAGCGCUGGGCGCGCUCGGCUCGCUGGUCAAGUCGGAGCCGAGCGGCAGUCCGCCCGCCUCGGCGCACUCGCGCGCGCCGUGUCCCGGGGACCUGCGCGAGAUGAUUAGCAUGUACUUGCCCGCCGGCGAGGGCGGCGACCCGGCAGCCGCCGCGGCACAGAGCCGCCUGCACUCGCUGCCGCAGCACUACCAGGGCGCGGGCGCGGGCGUCAACGGGACGGUGCCCCUGACGCACAUCUAGCUCCGCCGGGGCGCGGGGACACUGCGGUGACGCCGAGCGCACGGCCCGCCGGGCGGCCUUUCGGGCCGGGCGCGGCCUUGCUUUUGUACAGACGUUUGUUUCCGCGCCCCGGGAACGCGCAGACAAUGGAGAGCGCGAGCGCCUGCCCGGCGACACCGGCCCCUCGUCCGCCGUUCAGGGAGGCCCUGGGGAGGACGCGGCGCUGACGCGAGUCCUGCGUUUUAGACUGAACUUCGGUGUUUUCUCGAGACUUUUUGUACAGUAUUUAUCAUCCACGGAGGAGGCAGGAAGCUGUUCUCUGCUUAAGGGGACAAAAAGACAAAAACACGUGAAAGGCGAUGCCAACUUUUGUAUCUCGGCCAGCGCGCGCCUUUCCUCCCCGCACCGCCCCCGCUCCCGACGCUUGCCUGUCGAGGCCGAGCGGCCGCCCGCCAGCGGCCCGCACCUGUUACAGAUGUAGUAAGGCGGAUCCAACACGCGGUUUUUUGUAGUCCUUACCGCUCUUUUAGUUUGGUUUGUUAAUUUAUACAAAGAGGACACCCCCACACCCUUCAAACGGCGGAGAUAUAUUCUGGGUUUUGUAAAACUUUCUGUAUCAAGCAUUUCCCACUUUUGAUUUUGUAUUAUUUCUUGUAAAUGCAUUGUGAAAUUUUUAUUUUAGACGUUGCGGUGCGGGGAGGAGGAAUCAGAUUGUGUACAUAGUUCCCUAAAAGCCUUUCUUCUAAAAACCGAACAGAUUCUCCCCUUAAAAUGAGAUGAGUUUUGAAUCAACAAAUUUAAGAGCGAAAAAGCGCAUUUUCCCCUAUAAAAUUGAAACGUGCUAAUUUUAUAUGCAUGUUUUAUGAGUUCAACAUGCAACUAGUAAUCCGUUGAAGGAGAAAGAGAUUGUCAGCAAGGACCGAGAGCCAGGGACCCCGGGAGAGGAGGCAGGGUCUCCUCUAGCGUUAAUCCUCGGAAGAAAGACAGUUAAAAUGAACGGAUGAUUUCGCAGAGCACAGGGUUCACACGGAAGGAGCCGGGAUUGCAGGAGUAGCCUACCACCCAGCUCUCCCACUGCAGCCUGCCUGCUUGCCGCGCGGUGAGUCCUCACUGCUGGUCCGCGCUGCGCCCAGCAGGGCUCUGCGAGGCCGCGGGCUUAGAGAAGGGGAAGAGGGGGACAAAGGCCUUGGCGAGGGCACUGUGUCCUCAGUUUCCCAGCAAUUACGAUUGCAAGCUUGGGUGUAUCAAGAUUCGGUUCCAGGAAACAGUCGCUGAACCGAAACGCGGUCCCUGAGCCCUCCGUGCUGCCCGGCCCCGGAAAGGGCGCUGCACUCCCCAUGGAUUCUGGUGCGCAGCCCGCUUGCCUCCCUCCCCGCGCCAACAGGGUGCCAGUUGCUAACCGAUGUGAACGCAAAAUGCCGUGUUUAUUAUUUCUGACAAGAUCUUGAGGUUGUUUGAUGCUUUAAAUUUUUUAAUUAUAUUUUUUCUAGAUGUUUAUUGGUACAUUGCAGUUUUUUUUUCCUGGAAUUUAAAGUUUUCUGUAAAACUUUGUCUUCAAGUAAUCUGACAGCAUUAAAUAUUGCAUUUAAAGUUACACUGUAGCGAAUACAUUUUGAAAAUACCCGUAAGGUUAGGAUGAAAUUCUGACUUUUAAAAAGAAAAAAUUCUUUGAGUCUGGGAGAUGAUUUCAGCAGUGUCGCCACACCCGUCUUCUGAAGGUCUCUGCUGGGAAAGAGGGAGGCUGCCCUUUCAGAGCCGUCCUGGCUGCUGCUGUGGUGAGAACCUAGUUCAGGCCGCCUCCAGAGCAGCUUAGGUGUCACUGAUGCUAACAGUUCUCCUGUGUCAUUUUUGCUGGUCAUUUUGAUAGUUUUGCUUAAACCACUCAUUCGUUGAAGUAACUGCAAAAAAUUCAGGGACCAUGUCCAUUGCUUUCUGACCAGAUAAUAAAAAAAGUCCCCCCUUUUCUCUCUCUCUCUUUUUCUGUCUCUCUUCCUUUUAGGGAUUUUUCUCCUUUCUAAAACAGUUGUCUCUCAAGUGCCAGUAGGUGUGGAUGUUGGAGAGUGCAUUGCCUGGAGGCACAGGGCCAGGACCGGGCUCCUGCGCAGGCCGGCAGGAGGUGCCUGGGAAUUCCACUGCUUGCUCUGUACUUCAGGCCAAGAUUCCUGGCCGGUCCUCAUUGAUCCUACAGGAGAGGCAGAAAAGCUCUCUGCAGAUUCCUGGCCUCAACACCCCAACUCCUGACUUGGGUGGGAGACAGGCAGGUGGCUGUGCCCACCUGUGUGGCUGCCAGGCCUCUGUGCUCACUGGACCAGGCACCUAGAUCUUGGUUCAGGCACAGAGAAGAACCACCCGCUGAGCACGGGACUGUGCAAAGUUGUGCUGGGAACACCGCCCACGUUCUUGGAGCCUUAAGUUUUAUAUUUCUGCUUCUCCCGGUCAGCUGGAAUAUUCAGUGCUGGAUACUCCACACUCCUUCCUUUUCUUUUUUCUUUCUCUUUCUCUUUUUCUUUCUUUCUUUCUUUCUUUCUUUCUUUCUUUUUUUUUUUUUUUUUUGUUCUGUUGAUUAGCACUAUAGGGAGAAGGGCCAAUAUAAAUUCUUUAAUGACUUAAUUUAAAAACAACAGGAGGGGGAUUAGCAGGGGUUCUUCCAGGACGGAGACCCUAUCUCUCCAUCGUCUUUCUAGCUUAAGUUGGUGGCGGGAGAUUCCCACCAGACCCCUGGGCCCACUCAGUCUCAGCUGCCUGGGUAGCAUUGGCUUUCAGUGCUCAAGGAAGUGCAGCCUGAGGCUGGUCAGGCUAUGAUGACUUCAUUCCCUGCCAGCACCUUACAGUCCCGCCUGAAACCUGGCAGAUCCUGCUUCGGCCUGGGAGGAAGGAAGGGGUCCCGACUUCCUUCAGGCACUGCAGGCCUGAGGUCCUUCUUUCUCUUUCACUCUGAUUUUUGUUCCUCCUGAUCUUUCUUUUUUUCUUUCCUAGCUUUGUUUUCCAACUCACCAGCCCCUUUUUAUUGUGGUUGUUAAGACUUUGCCACCCUCCCUCCAAGACCCCACGGUAGCUGGAUGAAACGAAUUAAUUUUUUGAAGGAGUUACGGGUGCAGGCGCCUCGUCUGCAGCUGUGUCUGGGAGUGUGACUGAUGGGUCUAUUAAAAUCAUGCGUGUGGGAGAAGAAUAACACUCAGAUUCACGCAUUUCAUUUCCCCAACAAAGACUGGGCACUGCAGAGCUGGGCUCCUGAAAAUUCCAGCAGAUUCCAGAAAUUCGCCCCAGGACACGUGCCCCCUGGGGGGCACCCUGGCUGGGCUGGUGGGCAGGGCUAAGCACCCGGUGCCCUGGGCCUUGUGAGCUUGGGCCUCCCUCACCCCUUGCUUACAGCCAGGGGCCGGGGUCCAAGCCAGGCUUUGAGUCCUUGGAAACUUCCAAAGAAAAGACUUGGCUUUGUGGGGCCCAUGUUCCCAGGGUGACCGUUGUCAGGAUGCAGGGGCCUUGGCAGAUGAGGGAGCAAGAGGCGGCCCCUGGGAUUGGAGUAACCCCCAGUCCUGCAAGGUGGUCUUGAUGCCUGUGUGUGAUGGGCACCCGAAGCUUCCCCUCGCUCUGCGCAGCAGCUCCACAGCCGCAGGGCCCAGCCAGUGCAGGGCGAGUUCGCCCUGCUCCCCUCUUCCCUGCCCUGCUCUGGCCUCCUUCCAUCAGCCUUCUCCACCCCUCUCCAGCCUCACCCCGUGGGCCAUUGGGGUGGGAGAUCCUGGGGUUGGGGGCCAGAGGCCCCUAGGCUCCCUCUCUGCCGGCCUCUGGGCCCAGCAGGAGCCACCGAUAGUCCUCCAGGCUCUCUCCCCGCCUUUGCUCUAGAGCUCCGCGGGGCCUUUGUCUGCGCCCCCGCCCAGCCCUUGCCCCUGCGCGCCCCUCAGAGGCCUGGCUGAUCAGGCAGCAUCCCUACAGGUUCUCCGUGAGAGCCGAGGUGGCGGCUUGGACUAGGAUGACCUGGGAAGAGAGGGCAGCACUCUUUGUGACACAGGCGCGGGGAAUAAUUCGAGUGGCCUAAUGGGUUGGCGCAGAAUGAGCUCACUAGCCCGCCCAGGUCAAAGCAACAAGUGGGCCAGGCAGGUCCAGCCAGAAGCCUGUACCCAAGGACAGGCUGGGCUUGUCCUCCUUCCCCUCCCAAAAGGCCCUAGGGAGAGUGCACCAAGGUCCCCACCAGGGGUUUGCAGACUGAGGUUUUUCUCCGUAACAAAAACUCUAGACCAAGUCCAGGGCUCUGUCCUGUCCUCCCAGACCCUGCUGAAACCUGCCUGCUCCUGGUCUCUCUGGGCCAGGUUGUGAGGGGGCUGAGAUGUUAGGGUUUUUGUGGAAGUGCAAGAUGCAGAGGUUCAUCUGGAGUGCAAGGUGCAGGGUGACAGCAGAGGACAGAGACGGACAGGAGGGAGGGGCCUUCCCUCCUCAGAGCAUCAGCCACACCAUGAAGAGGCUUAGCAGAUGCCGUGCACCCUGAAACAGAGCAGGGGCUCAUUUAUUCUGAUAAUAAAGCUGAAAGCACAGAAUUGUCCUGUUUUUCUCUAAAUUUGCACUUGCAAAUGUGAAAAUACUAAUACAGAGACAUAGCAGUUGGGUUUUUAAACAACAUGGAAUAAGCAAGUCGAGUGGACUUGCUCAUCGGGAGCUAACUGAGGCUUUGGGAGGUGGUGGCCUGGGUUCUGAGUUCCAAACCAGCCCCAGGCUGCUCCUGGACUUGCUCUGUGUGCUCCUCAGGAGGAUUCGUCCAGGCAGCAAGCCAGACCUCUCCAGAGACUCUGCAGGUCCUUCAGGCUGCUUGCAAAGGUCUAAUUGCCUGGAGCCCCUUUGGACCAUGUGGGUGCAGUAGAGAUGCUGUUUGUGAAGAACAGCAGGUCAUCAGAUGCAAAGCCUCGAAAUAGUCAGCCAGUCAAAUCAGUGGGAAAAAAAUCAGCUUUUGUUAGAUUUUGCAGUUUCAGGAAUUAGGCAUUCACUGCAGAGCUGCAGUUUUGAGAAAUCGCAAUGUCAGGCGCGUUCCCAGUGGGAAAAUAUUGUGAGUGUGGAGGAACGUAAGACGGCCUGACAACGGGAACUGACAGAAGUCAUCACCCAGGCAUUGUUUUCCCUCCAGCACCCCGGAAAUGCUAAGGAGCAUGAGACUCAGCGCGCAUGGCUGGGCUGCCGUCCUGGGAAUGCAGCUGGCAGUAGUGUCUUCCCAGAGGCUGAGGGCUGGCCCGGGGUCCUGGGGCGGAAGAACUGCCUGUGGGGAUGUAACAUGACUCGUGGGAGAGGCAUGGCGCCUUCCUACCGCUCGGUUACAGAACAGGAGGCAGCUGGCAAACGUGUUUUAGCCCAGAGACCAUGGAGCAGGAAGUGGAAAGGCCCCUCCUGUGCCAGGUAGCAGACUAGGAAGGACCCAGGCCUCUGUUGGACGCUGAACAAAAAAAGACUUCUCCUAGCCCUGCAUGCAGGGCCACCCGAAUCUUCCUGACCAGCUGAACUUUUGUUCACCUGUGCCUGCACCCAGUUAUCCCAGCUUCCCAGACGGAAGACAUCAGCCGGCUUCCCUGAGCUGCAUUCUCAUGGGCACCCUGGCAAGUGACCACGUGACACUGAGGCCUGGUUCCACAGUGGGAAUGUGAACUAGCACCGGUGCCCAGGUGCCCUCCAUGAGAGCAGAGACCCUGGCAUGACCACCUCAUGCCCACAGGUGGACCAGGCCUUUCAGCAGAGUUCCUGACAACCAGCCCAGCCUCUGGUGAGAGAACGUCCCACGGCCAGCUUCUUCUGGGGCAUGAGCCGUGCAUCUGACCUGUUCAGGGGCUGGAACCCAAAGAUGAACCCCACAGGCCUCCUGUCUGCCAAGUGUGACACUUGGUGACACAGAAGGAACCACGUCCAGGUUGCAGCUGGGCAGCAGAGGUACCAGAUGCCAGCAGAGCCUUCUAGCUCGACAGGGGUGUUCAGAGAGCUCCCCAGAAUGGUGAUGCAUGGGGCUACAAGAUCACUGAGCACCCCUUGGAGGGCCAGACACUUGGACCAGAGCCUGUGUGGGAUUCAAGGCUGCAUGUUCAUGUAUCGAACAAGAAAGUUUUGACAUUACCAUGAUACUCCAAUUAACAUAACCAAAUUUAAAUCUAUGCUACUCGGGGAAUUGGAGACGAGAAAGCAUGAACGUGUGAACCCAUUUGCCCAGGGAUGGCUGGCCCAGCUGUGCAGUCUCCGUCUGUCCGGGCUCAGGUGCCCCUGCCAGGGACUCUACCCACUUUCUGAACGACGCUAGUCGCCUAGUGUUGUUCCCCUCGUGGGAACCCACGCACACACACCUGCAGCUGCGGUGUCUGCAGUUCAGUCCCUGCAAGUGAAGUGGCCCGUGCCCAUAAGGAGGUGGCUGUGACCCUCGCCUCUAGGUGUGGGAGUGGCUGAGCAGGAGCAGCAGCCUGGGGCCAGUGGCUCAGGGGUGAGCGCUUGCCCAGAACGCACCGGGCCCUGGGCUCCAUCUUCGUGUCACGAAAACAAAACAAAGCCAAGCCAAGCAGGCAGGAUGGUUAUUACUGUUGCCAUGAGACCCAAACUUUUGUCAGCAUUUUUAUUUUUCAAAUUAUUAUUUUUUAUCUUAUAUGUUUAUCAAAUGCAUGAGAAAAUGCUUCCUUGGAAGUGAUAACUCUCAGUAUGCACAUUGCAGGACUUCUGGUCCUAGGGCUUUUUAUUAUUUUAAAACUUACUUUCUCCUUCCUUCCCAUGGUGGAGUAAGGUCGAGGAAGAAGGGUGUCCAGACCUUAGGAACAGGGGUGACACACUGGAAGGUGGCCAUGUUAGCCCGGCGCCGUCACGGCGCUCACCAGAACGCCAGCCCACACGGCAGGCUUUGGCACCUGUUGUCAUCGGGCUUAGAGAAGUACACAAGACGGUGCUAGUUCUCGACUGGCAGAGCCCUCCAGGGACGCCGUGCCCCUGCAGCCGGAGCCUGGGUUCUAAUCAUGGAGCUGUACUGCUCCAGAGGAGAGAAGUGUGUGCAUCCGCGAGGACCGGGUCACGGAGCAAGCAGAGGCUGUGGAACACACGGCACGUGAAGGAACUCAGUGGCGACUGGAGGUGGCCUAGAAGGCAGAAGCCAGUUCAGCGCAGAGAGAGGCAGAGAGGGGUGGAGUUGGCAAAGUGACUGUUAAAAAAAACAAGGCGUGGGCAGUACCGCCGGGCACUCUGCAGCAGCUCCAGAGUCCUCUUUCCUGGAGGUCUUUAGCUGCGCUGUCCUGGCUGCCACCACGUCCUGAUCUGAUUCGAAGCAUUUCUCUUUCAUGGCCAUUUUGACUGCAGGAAGCACCUGAAAUCUCAUGGUGCCAGAUUCGGUGACUAAGGUGGACGAGGACCCGCUGUCCUGUUUUAAGAGCUAUCUCUCUGUUAAAUGGUGCGGGGCAGCAGAAGUUACAUCAGAAAUCAUAGCGCAUAAAGAACCUCAGGAAAGGCGACUCCAGAGCUUGGAGGGAACAGUGAGUGGGAAACUGUUGGAAGUCAUCGGAGCUGAGUGUCUGUUUCAGCAGGCCAAACAGCCAUGUGUCUGCAAUCACCCUGCCAACCAGAUCCUCAAAGAUCUCGGAGCUCCACCUCCACGGCAGGAGCUCAGUGUUCACUUCGGGAGCAAAGCCACGGCUCCUCAGCAUUUUCCAGGGAAGUCUGAGGCUCUCUGUGGACUCCAGGAGCAGGGACCUGGACUGGGACACGGAAGCCCCUGCAGCGGAGUCUGCAGGACCCAUGGGAAGCAGUAAUUUCUACCAGAAUUCAUGGGGAAGAGAGUGCCACGUGAGCAGUCCAGAGAAAGGCCCCCGGCCUCCAUCUCAGUCCAGGCCCUGAGUCAGCACCCACUGGAAGGACUGGGGCUGCCCCUCCUCCAGUGCGGCGUCUGCUGCCAGGGUGCAGGAAGGCUGCCUUCCCUUGACAGUGUGGGGAAAGCAGUCAAGCCCGCGAGGCGAUUGUGAGGGGCUCUGCUGGAAUUUGGCAGUGCGGAGGCUUGGAGCGCAGCCCCAUGCUGGCUCCCAUUCAGCGGCCAGUUUUCCUCCAGCUCUGGAAGUUUCACUCAGCCGUGCACUCAAUGGCUCCACAAAGCUGAUUACAAGCUUCAGCGCAUUCCUGAAGGAGCCAAAGCGACGCAGGUGCAAACGAGCCGAGGGAGCCCCUUAUCCCGGUGACAGAAUGGGACAAGCUGGGAAAGGCUCGGACCACACAAAUCCAAGGCUCACCAGGCAGCAGAAAGCCUGCCUUGGGAACCGGGGGUCAUUAUCCGACCUAUUCAGCAGCCAGGGCCCUGCAGCCAGGAGGGUGGGGGCCGAUGUUCGCCUGGUCUGUGAGACUGCUGCCUCCAGGGCCCCAGCAGAGGCUGGACUGUGGGACAUGGGGUGAGGGGGAGAGUGUGGUCCAGGCUGCACCGUGCGUGACCAGGCCUCGUGUCCGCCGCACCCCAGGCAUGGCGGUUUCUUCUGUCUCCGACCCCCAGGCCCCUUCCCUUUCUCCACCCAGCUGGCAGCGGGUCCAGCAGAGAGCAGUGGGGCGCAGUGCAGGGAGGACAGCGUGGCCUCAGUGGGGGAUCACACGGCUGGCAGGAGGGUCCCCGGGCAUCAGUGCUGUCCCUGCGUGGACAGAGAGGGGCCUGGGAGGGGAUAGGCUGAUGCACAGUGGCUGGGGUGCCCUGGGGUCCCAGGCAGGGUGCAGGCAGGCAGGGCACACUGACGCUCUUUUGUCUGAUAACUAAUUUGAGUUAAUGCGAUCUUUAUGUAAAGCUAACAGCGAAUAAUUGUCUAUUUUCUCGCCAACAAUCUCCAUCACAAUCACUUAUAUGGAAACCUGCGGCUGGAUUAAUCGUUAUGUCCCGGCUAUGAGGCAGCCACUGCCAUCCACAGCACACGUGCACAGUGGGAAUCUGGAGACCGUGCCGGCACCGCUGCAGCCUCGCUAGGCCCAGGGUGUGGGGUGUAGGGUAUGGGGUGCAGGGUGCAGGGUGCAAGGUUGGAGACAAAGCUGACAGCAGGGCCUGUGGGCCAGGCCAGUCAGGACCAUCACCAAGGCACAAGCUGCCCUGGAGCUGGGAGAGGGGACACCCUCACACCCUCCUGUUUUCAGCUAAGAAGUCCCCACCCUGUCUAGGUUCCCCUGGCUUCACCCCAUGCCCCCACCCAAGAUCUCUUCCCUUGGGGACUUCUCCACAGGCAGUGGGCAGUAUUUACUCUUCACAGCUGGAGCUGGAGCCUGGGCCAGGAAGCAAACCCCAGCUCCCUUCCCCGCUGCUCAGGGCAGGUGGAGAUGGUGGCAGAUGGUGCAGCCCCCAGGGGAGGAGGCUCUUGUGUUACAGUGAUUUUUGUCUUUCUGAGCUGAAGUCAAAACAUCAGUGUCAAGUGAGACUCGUUUGGUGCUGUGCGUAACGCCCUGUGUGAAGUGAGUGCAGAACCUUUGCUGCCAGGAGCCACAUGAGGGCUGCCGUGGCCGCACCUGGGAGGCAGGUGCUGUCCACUACGAGUUUUCCCAUACCGGCUUCUGCCACCCAAGGACCAGAUGGCAACCUUUCAAAGUGAUGCUUCUACUUAACAGCAAUGCAGACUCCAUCGGUGACAGCUUUGGUGGUAAACGAAAGGAUUCAAUUCCUGGUUAGCCAGAGGGCUCUGACUUGUAAGAGUGAAGGAAUCUGAGGGACAGGCGCCAGGAAGACACUGGGCUUUGGUAGUGUUACCGCGCCUUCCCAGCUGGGGCGCUGUUAGAGAGCAUAGCCGCUCAGAGGUCCCCAGAGUAGCCAGACUGCCCGCCCUGACCACAGACCGCCCGCCCCGCUCCAUAUGCUUCCCAGGCAGCACUUGGGAGUCCUCCCCUCUUCACCUCUCACCUGAGUCCUGUCACCUCGGCCAUCAGAGUGAUCUGGGGACAAAGCUGAUCUCAGCGACAGCCUCUGGUCACUCAGGCAGAACGGUCUAUGCAAAUGCAGGGCCUCGGGAACAGUGGCCCCUUUGUCCAGGCCUUUCAAAGCCCCAGCAGCUGCGGGACUCGCCCGCCUCGGACCCUCGGCUGCCACAGCAAUGUCAUCAUUGCCGAGCAUCAGAUCCUGAAAACUACACGAUCUGAAUUCAUGAGCAGCCUUCUCAGGAUUGCUCCUCUUUCCAGGAUGCUUCAAAGUCCAGAUCCGCCUCUGCCUCUGUCUCUGCUGGUAGGGGUGGGGGCGGGAGGGGGCAGGGCAGAGUUGGCAGGGAAGACAAGGUCCUUCCCGGAAUUCAGGGAUUCACAAACUUUCCAACUGUCCUGUGGGCCUGUGCUGGGGCGUCUGACCUCGCCACCCUGAUAUGUCACGGCUCCCGUCUCCUUUAGAUGCUGCAAGCACCAGGAUACCAGCGUGGGGAGUGAACAAAACCUUGAUCCUCUGCUUUCCAGAAAGCACCAGGAAGGAUUUGGAAGCCACUUUGAUCAGAGUGAACUCCAGACAAUCCUUACCAGAGAGCAAACAAGUUAGCUAAGCUAGUGCUGUCAGGGAUAUGCACGCUCGGGGUCCCUGCAUGGAAGUUUGAGUUGCAAUCAACUCUACUCCCUUGAGCACUACCCUGCCCACCAUGACCUCUUGGUCCAUAGGGUGUGGGGACCCAUAAAUGAGAGGGGACCAGUGGCCCAGUGUGCACCUGGCCAGGGAGGUGCUCUCUCAUUCCCGGGGGGCCCAGGGUCAGAGCUCUGCUGUGUCCUCCCCAGCUCUUGAGCAGUGGUCACUGGUUUCUGUGCAAUGUCUCUUUGCUUCCUGCCUGCCUCCCCCUGGUCCCAGGGAAAGGCAGCCAAUUCGGAGGCACCACUAGGUCACUUCCCUGUGGAGCAGAGCACCCAGGGGGCUUCCGAGGUGGUGGGAAUGAGUGUUCUCCCAGCCCUCGUCGAGGCUGCUGCACCCCAGGCUGCUCCUAUGCGUACUGGGUCUUCCCCAGGGCUUCCCUGAGUGACCAGUGCCUUCCCCAGGGUGCCUUCCACCGACCCUACCACAUUUUUUUAUCUCUCUUUUCUUUCUUUCUCCCCACCCAUCCUUUUCAUUCUUACUUUUGCAGUAUUGGAGACUAAAUCCAGAGUCAGUGCAUCCUCAGCCCCUCUUUUUUCUUUUGAGACAGGGCCUUGCUAAGUUGCCCAGACUAAGUUUGAGAUCCUGCUGCUCUGGCCUCAGCCUCCUGGAGUGCUGGAAUUAAAGCCAAGCAUCAUCACCCCUGCCUAUUUGACAAAUGGAGGGGCAGGGCAUGGCAGGAUAGCGGCUGAAGACUCACCUCUGUAGUUGCAAUGAGGGGAAUGGGAACAAUUGGAAAAGCCACACAGGGCACCUGUGUUGAGUUAGGAGGGAAAGCACUGGUGUGGCAGGUCCCCUAACUACAGAUACCUUUGGGGACUGAACUGGGACUUGGUUUCCUCUGUGCAGAAUCAGGCGCCAUGGACCUCUGAGCUUGGCUCCUAGAGGUCUCUGCUUCUUGGCAGGUGCCACCCACAGCUACACCUGGAGCACAGAGGCCAGGAUGAGAGUGAAUGGGUAUCCAGGUGGCCUGAAUUGCAUGGAGGCAGAGGCAUGGCCAGCGCGGGUCACCAACAUCUGUCCAGCAUGGAGACAUGACUGGUCACCCUGGGGUCAAGAGACCUGUGCUGCAGCAGCAGAAGGUCCUGUGCAGACAGAACUGUGGCCUACAGAGGUUCUGUGUCAGCCUGGGUCUUAUCCCUGCACAAAGGCUUCCAGAGUGGUGACCUUGGGGUACCCUUGCCUCCCUCUGCUUCUCUCUCUCUCUCUCUCUCUCUCUCUCUCUCUCACACACACACACACACACACACACACACACACACACACACACUGUUCACCUGGAUCUCCACAGGGACAGGCUGGGUGGACACUGGGGAGGCAGCACUGGCCCCACCGAGUUGGCAGCAUCCCCCCUCGGUGCCAGGAGGCCCCACUGUGUGGGCUGAACCACAGCACCACGCCUCUUGCACUGCAGUGUUGGCUCAAGGUCCCCGACGCCUGGUGCCCUCUGGCUGGGUGGCACUGCACCAUGACUCUUCUUUGGCCAGCCUUGAGCUCAGCUUAGAUGUGUGCUGCCCAGGAAGGUGGGUGCCAGCAGGGGCUGGGGUCACAUAGGUGCUGAGUGUGAACACAGACCUUUAAGGUGCUGAUGAGGAGGUGUGUGGAAGACACCUUGUUCACGCAGAGUGCAGGUUACAGUUGCAAUGUGUCCAUUUUGGUUAUAUUGGGUUAAAUAAAAUAUAUUCUUGAAAUGAA
Molecule: messenger RNA, 14304 nt
Organism: Cavia porcellus (domestic guinea pig)
Lineage: Eukaryota; Metazoa; Chordata; Mammalia; Rodentia; Caviidae
Gene: Sox1
Product: SRY-box transcription factor 1
Exons: 6
Coding region: 942-2081 (379 amino acids)
Biological process (GO): anatomical structure morphogenesis; positive regulation of transcription by RNA polymerase II; cell differentiation
Molecular function (GO): RNA polymerase II cis-regulatory region sequence-specific DNA binding; DNA-binding transcription factor activity, RNA polymerase II-specific
Source: RefSeq, a predicted model, not a curated record